CUUCAUAGUUUAUGUUCCGAAUUUUAAUUUCUAUUAGGUACCGAAGUCAUUAAUUUUAUUUAAUUAAACAAGAACCUAUUUGUUUCUUUCUAGUUCAUAAAUUUUCUGUUUCUACUUUCUAUGACGUAAAUUUCAAAACAAGAAGAUUCAUGAGUAAACUUCUCCGGUUUUGUAAACAAUCACUCGCUAAAGGCGAGAAAAGAUUUUCUGUUAACGGCCCUGGUAGGAAGAACCAGACUCAUAAACAAACCAUGAACAUUAAUAAGACUAUUACAGAAUUGGGAUAUGCGUUUAAUGCAGAUGGUCAACUGAGAAAAAUAGAUGAAAAUGGUCAGCCUGGUGACAAUCAAUUCCAGUUUACAAUCAGCAAUGACCACCAGGAGUGUCAAGCUCACUAUGAAGUCCUUGGCACAGCAAUUACUCAAUACAUAUAUAAUUUGCUAGAGAAAGAGGGCUUAUAUAAGCUGCCUGUACCUAAAGGAAGUACGGAAGACAAUGGUACUUUUAUAUUUGUAUCAAAAGACUAUGAUAAGCAGGAUGUCUUAAUGGUGCUAAUACAUGGCUCUGGUGCUGUCAGAGCUGGGCAAUGGGCUCGCUCGCUUAUAAUCAAUGACUGCAUUGACACUGGCACUCAAAUCCCAUACAUCAGGCAAGCUAUUAAGCGUGGGUAUGGUAUCAUGGUACUGAAUUGCAAUGACAAUUAUCGUGAAGACAAGAAAAUUCAACAUAGCAGUACAGCUGAGGAACAUACGGUGUAUGUAUGGGAUGCAUACAUAACGAACACAAAAGCUUCAAAUAUUGUUAUAGUGGCCCAUAGUUAUGGUGGAGUCAUAACUGUCAUGUUGGCCGAAACACAAAAGAAACAAUUUGAGAAAAGGGUCAAAGCAGUAGCGUUGACCGAUUCGGUUCACGGUUUCUCAGGUGCUAAAAUUUCAAAGCAUUUGAAAAGAAUAUCAAAAAAUUGGAUAUCAAGCACAUCGCCAUUAGAUACACCAAUGAAAACACCAGAAUUUGAUAUUACAAGAGUUUCAGCUGGUCACCCAAAACAUGAAAUGACAUCAUGUAAAUGUAUAGAUUCAGUCUUCACUUUUUUUGAAGAAAAGCUUAGAGAAUAAAUAAUAUCUAAUUCACCAAUUUUGAGUAUAAUUAUUGUGAUAUAAAAUACAAGUCAGGCACAAAGAAUAGCACAAUUUAUACAAACAUGACAGAUAGGGCUUGCCUAGCUUCGGAAUUUAGUUACUGUAAACUUUUUACAAAAUUAAUAAAUAAAUUUAGGUUAGUAGAAGUGACUCUGUCCAUGUGAUUUCUAUUCAUGUUUUCACUACUAAACGCAAAAGCAAUUGAAGCAUGAAUUGGUUUUAGCCGAAUUACACAAGCAUGACAAGAUCCAAACCAAUGUGAAUGUGAUGCUGGUAGCACAGUAGGUGGGUACAACCUUCUCUGCUUUAUGGCUUAUGACAAACAAUGGGGCAUGGAGACUUGAUGAUUAUGAAGCUGCACAUUGGAAGUAGCAUAAAGCCUAUAUUAUAUUUUUUGACGUUACAACGUCUUAUAGUUCGAUGGAGCCGGCUGCAUGCACGAAAAAACAUGACGUAGGCUAUGGGUAAGGCUUGAAGUGCAAGCAAGAGCGCGGAACGAGC
Molecule: messenger RNA, 1640 nt
Organism: Pararge aegeria (speckled wood butterfly)
Lineage: Eukaryota; Metazoa; Arthropoda; Insecta; Lepidoptera; Nymphalidae
Product: FAM172 family protein homolog CG10038
Exons: 6
Coding region: 150-1115 (321 amino acids)
Biological process (GO): regulatory ncRNA-mediated heterochromatin formation
Cellular component (GO): nucleus
Molecular function (GO): siRNA binding
Source: RefSeq, a predicted model, not a curated record